AACCCCUGUGCACCCGCUAUAUGGAUUUUGUGUGCAAGAACCGACAGCAGUGCUUGUUCCACUCCAUGGUGUGUGAUGGCAUCAUCCAGUGUCGAGAUGGAUCGGACGAAGAUGCCAACUAUGCUGGCUGCUCCCAGGACCCUGAGUUCCACCGGACCUGCGACCAGUUCAGCUUCCAGUGCCAGAAUGGUGUGUGCAUCAGCCUGGUGUGGAAAUGCGAUGGGAUGGAUGACUGUGGCGAUUACUCGGACGAAGCAAACUGUGAAAACCCAACAGAGGCCCCAAACUGCUCCCGGUACUACCAGUUCCAGUGCGGGAACGGGCACUGCAUCCCCAACCGGUGGAAGUGCGAUGAGGAGAACGACUGCGGGGACUGGUCUGACGAGAAGGACUGCGAGGGUUCUCCGAUUCAUCCCAUUACUACAUCGAUCCCACCGACAUGUUUACCUAAUCACUUCCGUUGCAACGGCGGAGCCUGCAUCGUGAACAGCUGGGUCUGCGACGGCUACAAGGACUGCAGCGACGGCUCCGACGAGGAAGCCUGCCCUACUUCGCGACCCAACGUGACGGCCACCCCCCCGGCGCUCCCGGGACACUGCAGCAGGUUCGAGUUCGAGUGCCAGCAGCUGCACAAGUGCAUCCCCAACUGGAAGCGGUGCGACGGCCUGUGGGACUGCCAGGACGGCACGGAUGAGAGGAACUGCCCUACUCACAGCACCCUGUCAUGCCCUAAUGGUUAUAAAUGUGAAGAUGGAGAGGCCUGCAUUAUGGUCACGGAGCGGUGCGACGGAUAUCUGGACUGCUCAGACAGCAGCGAUGAGAGGAACUGUACCGAUGACACAAUCGUGUACAAAGUCCAGAACCUCCAGUGGACGGCCGAUUUCUCUGGCGAUGUCACUCUGACGUGGGCUCGGCCAAAAAGAAUGUCCUCGACCUCCUGUGUCUACAACAUCUAUUACAGGACCGUGGGGGAAAGCGUUUGGAAGAUUUUGGAAACCCAUAGCAACAAAACCAACAGUGUUUUGAAAGUCCUCAAGCCUGACUGUACCUAUCAAGUGAAAGUCCAAGUGCAGUGUCUCAGCCGAGUCUACAACACCAACGACUUCAUCACCCUCCGGGCACCCGAAGGAUUACCAGAUGCUCCCUUUAACCUCCAGCUGUCCCUCAAAAAAGAAGCUGAGGGCGUGGUGAUGGGCUGCUGGAGUCCCCCCGUGAACGCCCACGGCCUCAUACGGGAAUUCAUCGUGGAAUACAGCAGGAGUGGAUCCAAGGAGUGGUCAUCCCUUAGAACCACCAAGAACUACACCGAGAUCGAGAACUUGCAGGUCAACACAUUAUACACAGUUAGAGUUGCUGCGGUAACUAGUCGAGGAGUGGGAAAUUGGAGCGAUUCCAAAUCCAUAACCACCAUAAAAGGCAAAGUCAUUCCUCCACCUGUCAUACACAUUGAGAGCUAUGGCGAGGACUCCAUAAGUUUCAGCCUAAAAAUGACUACUAAUAUCAAGGUCAGCGGUUACGUUGUGAACAUCUACUGGACAUUUGAUACACACAGGCAGGAGAAAAGAACUCUGACCAUAGAAGGAGAAAAGUCCAUCCAGAAAGUGGCAAAUUUGACAGCCCACACCCCCUAUGAAAUUUCUGCUUGGGCUAAGACGGAGCUGGGCGACAGCCCUCUGUCUUUUGUACAUGUCAUGACCAGUGGAACAAGACCUGCAUCACCAAGUCUCAAAGCCAAGGCCAUCAACCAGACUGCGGUGGAGUGCAGCUGGACCGGACCGAGGAAUGUCGUCUAUGGCAUCUUCUAUGCCACAUCCUUCCUAGAGCUGUACAGGAGCCCUCACAACGCCACCACGACCUCCCACAACAUCACUGUGCUCGUGCAGCGGGACGAGCAAUACCUGUUUCUGGUCCGUGUGAUGGCUCCCUACCAAGGGCCACCGUCCGACUACGUCGUGGUGAAGAUGAUCCCUGACAACCGGCUUCCCCCUCGGCACCUCCACUCAGUGCACACCGGAAAGACAUUCGCAGUCAUUAAGUGGGAAUCGCCCUACGAUUCUCCUGACCAGGACAUGUUAUAUGCUGUCGCAGUCAAAGACUUGGUAAGAAAAACGGAUAAAAUCUACAAGGUGAAAACCCGGAACAGCACAGUGGAGUACACCAUUAAGAAACUUGAACCGGGAGGCAAAUACCACGUGAUUGUUCAACUGGGAAACAUGAGCAAAGAAUCCAGCAUGAAGAUCAACACAGUUCCGCUGUCUGCACCGGACGCCUUAAAAAUUAUAACAGAAAGUGACCAUAUUCUGCUUUUUUGGAAGAGUUUGGCAUUAAAGGAAAGUAAUUUCAAUGAAAGCCGGGGUUAUGAGAUUCACAUGUUUGACAGCUUGAUGAACAUCACGGCUUAUCUCGGGAACACCACAGAAAACUUCUUCAAAGUUUCCAACUUGAAGAUAGGUCACAACUACUCGUUCACCGUUCAGGCCAGGUGCCUGUACAGCGGGCAGAUGUGUGGCGAGCCAGCCACGCUUCUCUAUGAUGAACUAGGAACUGGUGAAGACUCCUCUGCAUCAAAAACCAGUAGAUCCACAGAUGUCGCUGCCAUCGUGGUACCGGUGCUGUUCCUGCUGCUGGUGACCCUCGGGAUUGGCUUCGUGGUGCUGUACAUGAGGCACAGACGGCUGCAGAACAGCUUCACUGCCUUCGCAAACAGCCACUACAGCUCCCGCCUGGGCUCGGCCAUUUUCUCCUCGGGAGACGAUUUAGGAGAUGAGGAUGACGAAGCCCCAAUGAUAACUGGAUUUUCAGAUGAUGUUCCCAUGGUCAUCGCAUGAAGCGCAUUUCUGACUGUAAAAACCAAAUGGUGUAAAUAUUUUAUUUGAUAAAGAUAGUUGAUUGUUUAUUUUAAAAAUGCACUUUGAGUUGCAAUAUGUUAUUUUUAUAUGGGCCAAAAAAAAUUUGAAAAUACACUUUGUAGUAAUCAACUGUGAAUUGCAGACUAGGUUGGUUUAGUAACAAAUUGCUUUGGUUUAACAUUAAUUUAGUCUUACAAGGCUAUGCUUGCUGGGCAUGCUUUUAAGUCUGUGAGAUAUUUUCCGUUGACUAAAUUGGCUACUCAUUUUAUUUUUCUAAGACAAGAAUAAAUUUAUUUAAAAAAAAUUCAGGAGAUUAUAUAUGUAGAGAGAGAUAAGUAAUAUAGUCCCUGAAGGUCUUGCUUUUACUUUAAGAAAAAAA
Molecule: messenger RNA, 3228 nt
Organism: Phaethon lepturus (White-tailed tropicbird)
Lineage: Eukaryota; Metazoa; Chordata; Aves; Phaethontiformes; Phaethontidae
Product: sortilin-related receptor-like
Exons: 21
Molecular function (GO): protein binding
Source: RefSeq, a predicted model, not a curated record